AAGCGGCCCUCCCGCACCGACGCGACCCGCGAAAAGCAACGUCCCCAAAAGCAAGCUGCAGCCCCGGCAGGAGGCCGCAGCCACAGGGCAGAGGGCAGAGGGCAAGCGGACGGGGACGCGGGCGCGCGUGCGUGAACAAUGGCAGGUGCCGCGGCGAUGGCCUCCUUAGCCGCGGUGGCGGGGGCGUGGCUCGAGCCCGACAUCCACGGGCCGACGGCCGUGCUCCCGCGCCGGCUGUGGCCGUCGUGGUCGGGAGGCGGCGGCCGCGCCGAGCUGUUCCCGUUCCCGCUGCUUGGCUGGGCGUGGCCGGCGUCGGGCGGCGGCGAGGCGCUGCGGGCCGCGUGGGACGCGGCGCGCGCGGCGGCCGUGGCGCCGGCGCUGGCCGCCGCGUCGUGGGUCUGCCUGGCCCUGUCGGCCAUGCUCCUCGCGGACGCCGUGUUCCUGGCCGCCGCCAGCCUCCUGGCGCGGCGGAGGAGGCCGUACCGGGCGCCGGGCCCCAUUGCUAGUGCUGGCCCCGCCGCCGAGGAGGAGGACGACGGGGACGGGGAUGAGGAGGCUGGCCGCACCGUCGGCUACCCCGUGGUGCUCGUCCAAAUCCCCAUGUACAACGAGCGGGAGGUGUACAAGCUUUCCAUUGGAGCAGCAUGCGGGAUGUCGUGGCCGUCGGAUAGGGUCAUCGUACAGGUUCUCGACGAUUCCACUGAUCCGACGGUUAAGGAUCUGGUGGAGCUUGAAUGCAAGUUUUGGGCUAACAAAGGCAAGAACGUAAAAUAUGAGGUGAGGAACAAUCGGAAAGGUUACAAGGCGGGUGCGCUUAAACAAGGGAUGCUCUACGACUAUGUUCAACAGUGUGAUUUUGUCGCUGUGUUUGAUGCUGAUUUCCAACCAGAACCUGACUUCCUCAUGAGGACCAUCCCAUAUCUUGUUCAUAAUCCACGAAUUGGUCUUGUUCAGGCGCGGUGGGAAUUUGUUAAUCACAAUGAAUUCCUGAUGACAAGGAUACAAAAGAUGACAUUAGAUUAUCACUUCAAAGUAGAGCAGGAAGCAGGUUCAUCCAUCUUUGGCUUCUUUGGUUUUAACGGAACUGCUGGUGUCUGGAGAAUUUCUUCUAUCAAGGAAGCUGGAGGCUGGGAGGAUCGAACCACUGUGGAAGACAUGGAUUUAGCAGUCAGAGCAGGUCUGAAAGGAUGGAAAUUCAUCUAUGUUGGGGAUGUUAAGGUGAAAAGUGAACUGCCAAGCAAUCUGAAGGCAUAUCGCCGUCAACAACAUCGGUGGACAUGUGGGGCAGCAAAUUUAUUCCGGAAGACGGGAGUGGAAAUUAUUCUGACUAAGGAGGUGUCGCUUUGGAGGAAGCUCUAUCUGAUCUACAGCUUCUUUUUCAUUAGGAAGGUUGUUGCCCAUGUGGUACCUUUCAUGCUCUACUGUGUAGUAAUUCCUUUAUCUGUCCUUAUUCCUGAGGUCAGUGUUCCUGUAUGGGGGGUGGUUUAUAUCCCAACAACAAUAACACUUCUUUACGCCAUCAGAAAUCCAAGUUCUAUCCAUUUCAUACCAUUCUGGAUCCUUUUUGAGAAUGUGAUGUCUUUUCACCGAACAAAGGCCACAUUCAUCGGUUUGCUCGAGCUUGGGAGUGUAAACGAGUGGGUUGUCACUGAGAAGCUUGGUAAUUCAAACGGCACCAAGUCUGUGCCACAAAUACUUGAAAAGCCUCGCUGCAGGUUUUGGGACAGAUGCAUCAUAUCAGAGAUUUUAGUCGCCGCCUUCCUCUUCUUCUGUGCCACAUACAACUUGGUUUUAGGAGACGACUUCUAUUUCGUUUACAUAUAUUUACAGGCAAUAACAUUUCUUAUUGUUGGCACCGGUUUCUGCGGAACAUCCAGCUCCAACUCAUAACGGUACAUAACAGCUAGGACUGAUCCAACAGAAAAAUUGUUCACCAAUUGAUCUUAUUGUCUACUUUGAUGCCGAUUAGGCCGGUUGUCCAGAUAUGUACUUGUUGGUUCACCUCGGGCUGCGGUGUGUUUCUUGGUCUUCCAAAGCCGAGUACCAGGCUAUUGCUAAUGGAGUCACCGAGGCUUGUUGGUUGUGGCAAUUGCUAGAGGAGCUUCGUUGCCCACUGCGCCGUGCCACCAUUGUCUACUCACCAGUCACUAGCAAACCAAACAUGUUGAGAUUGAAUUACACUUUGUUUGAGAUCAUGUAGCUCUUGGCGAAGUUUGUGUCCUCCAUGUUCU
Molecule: messenger RNA, 2231 nt
Organism: Sorghum bicolor (sorghum)
Lineage: Eukaryota; Viridiplantae; Streptophyta; Magnoliopsida; Poales; Poaceae
Product: probable mannan synthase 3
Exons: 9
Coding region: 139-1890 (583 amino acids)
Cellular component (GO): Golgi apparatus
Molecular function (GO): mannan synthase activity
Source: RefSeq, a predicted model, not a curated record